Messenger RNA from Beta vulgaris subsp. vulgaris (sugar beet), 1677 nucleotides. Its product is annotated as protein FAR-RED IMPAIRED RESPONSE 1-like. Gene Ontology annotation, molecular function: zinc ion binding. The transcript has 3 exons. The record is from RefSeq and is a predicted model, not a curated record. Bases 1 to 1677 code for a protein of 558 amino acids. Lineage: Eukaryota; Viridiplantae; Streptophyta; Magnoliopsida; Caryophyllales; Amaranthaceae. Gene Ontology annotation, biological process: regulation of DNA-templated transcription.
AUGACGGAAGACAAUCAAAAUUUCUUCCAUAUGCAUCGUCUAGAUGAAUUUGGGUAUUUAAAAGAUGUUUUAUGGGUAGAUGCAAGAAGUAGAGCAGCGUAUGAAGAAUUUGGGGAUGUAGUAUGCUUCGAUGCCACCUACUUGACAAACGACUAUGACUUGCCCUUUGCUAAUUUUGUCGGUGUCAAUCAUCAUGGGCAAACUAUUUUGCUAGGUUGUGCACUUGUAUCUCAUGAGACUACGGAGACUUACGAGUGGGUGUUUAGAACAUGGUUGAUGUGCAUGAAUGGCAAAGCUCCUAGUGGGUUUUUAACUGAUCAAGAUGCGGCUAUGAGGAGAGCAUUGGCGAACUGUAUGCCAGACACUUGGCACAGAUGGUGUUUAUGGCAUAUUUUGACAAAAUUUAGUUCAAAACUAGGUAUGUAUACUAAGUAUCAAGACAUUAAGGUCGCAUUGCACAAUGCAAUCUAUGAUAGUAUGAAUGACGAUGAAUUUGAGAAAAGUUGGGGAGAUGCUAUUGCAAAGUUCGACCUUGGAAGUGAUACUUGGCUUGCUGGCCUUUAUCGUGAGCGGGAAAUGUGGGUUCCGGCGUACAUGAAACACUUGUUCUGGGCAGGUAUGAAAACAACGCAGAGGUCGGAGAGCAUCAAUAGCUUUUUCGACGGCUAUGUCCAGAAGAAUACAAGGUUGUGUGAUUUUGUCGAGAAAUAUUGUUGUGCAAUGGAAGCUAGAGCCAAUUCUGAAAGAGAAGCUGAUGCGAACACAAGUAGAUAUGUUAGGCACAAAGUGUCAAAGUUUAAUGUCGAGGCCGUGUUUCAGCGUGUGUACACAGAUGCAAAGUUCAAAGAAGUUCAAAAUGAAUGCUUGAAGAUACUGUAUGUGCAGUGGAGGAAGAAUGAAGAGAUUGAGGAAAAUGUUUUCGAGCACACUUUCACCGAUCGACUGUGGGUCGUGUGCAAGACAAGUAGGGAGGAGGUACCAUUGGAUAAGAAAAGAGAGUAUAAGGUUAAGGUGGAUAUGAAUUCCAACGAGGCUUGUUGUGAAUGCAAGCUACUAGAAUGCCAUGGGAUCAUGUGUCGUCAUCUAAUUUUAUUGUAUGACACAUUAAAUGUGAAGGAGAUACCCCAAAGAUAUAUUCUCCGUCGUUGGCGGAAAGAUGUGAUUAGGAAGCACACCAUGGUAAAGGUCGCAUACCAUGACCCGACUAAAACUGAGGAAGUGAAGAGUUACGAUAAGAUGAAUGUACUCUUUGAUCCUAUCUCAUUGAAAGCCGCAUAUUAUGGAGAAACUGAACAUGUAGUGGAAACUCUGCAACUACUCGACGAACGUAUCGAGCAAAGAUAUGCCAAGAGGAUGGGCGGUGAUACGGUUGAGAUGCAUCAAACCCCUUCUUCAGUUGGUAAUAACCAGUUAGUGGGGACCUUCACUCCUGGCUCUGCUCAAUCUAAUGCAACACAACCUUCCUUCAAUGUGAAAGACCCCCCAAGGAGACCCAAAAAGGGGUCUCGUUCAACCAGGUUUAUUUCGAGUGUGGAGAAAGCUUUGAAGCAGAAAAGAAGUGUGAAGACAAAGAAAACUACGACAAAUCAAACAGCUCGCAAACAAAGUAAGAAGGGAAAGGGUGCAAAUGUUGUACCUGAGGUGCAGUUUGAUUUGAAUGAGACACCGCCGCAAUGA